AUGAUCAGACAGUCUUUUAAAAACAUCUGCCAAAAAUGUAACAUUCGACACCGAUCCUCAUCUAGAUAUCCAACAGUGACUCCCCAUGAUAGUGACGAAGAUGACAUCAGUUUGGAUGAAGAAAUAAAAUUUACUGAAAUACUUCAAGAUAUUCAAACAGCCCAAAAAGAUCUUCUUAAGCAAAUAACUGACAUGACCAUUGUGAUAUCAAAAAUCCAGAAGAAGAUUGACUAUUAUCAUAAACAGACGGACAUCCUACAAACCAGAAUAAAUGCUAAUGAAAGCAAACAAGCCAUCUUCACCAACAGUAUCCUCUCCAUGAAGGAAAACAUCUCUACUUUAAAGAAAAAGAUGGCAGAACUGGAAAACUUGAAUUCAUACUCCAAUAUACACUGUUUAGAAAUCCCAGAGGAAGAAACAGGGAUGAAAAUCAUAGAACUGUUUCAGAAAUUUGUACAGCUGGAAGCUCAGAAGAAUACAUCCAUUUCUACGGAUUCAAAUAUGUCUACAGCAAACUCCACCGAAGUUCCCAUUCCAGAAUCAACUUGUAGUCUGGAGGAAAACCCAAUUUCUCCUACAGGUAAAACUCCAAAGAGAAGUAACCCAGAAAAUACAUCAAGAAACUCACAAAAGGCAAGAUCAAAUAUUUACAUGUACCCAGACUUCAGAACCUGGAUCAAGCUAAUGUUUGUUCAGGGAGGGAAAUGGAGAGUUUUCCUCCAUGCCAGCAACUUAGAUGAAUUUGUCCAGUGGCUUCUUUGUAGACCAACAGAACAUCCUGAGGAAGCACUAAUCACACCCCACAGAGAAUCUCUCUUCGGUGGAUUUAUUGAAAACCUGACCAAACUCUACCUCUCUGUUGUGAACUACUUUUACUGCCGUUUUGGCUUCUCAGAAGUAGAAGUAACUCGCCUGUAG
Messenger RNA from Perognathus longimembris pacificus (Pacific pocket mouse), 918 nucleotides. Its product is annotated as coiled-coil domain-containing protein 54-like. Lineage: Eukaryota; Metazoa; Chordata; Mammalia; Rodentia; Heteromyidae. Bases 1 to 918 code for a protein of 305 amino acids. The record is from RefSeq and is a predicted model, not a curated record. The transcript has a single exon.